AUGGAUGCCAGUCAGAAUUCUGCGGCGGACUCGUCGCAGGCCGUGCAGAGGCAAGUGCGCGUGCAGCUUACCAGUCAACAAGAAGAGAUCGCACUGCCCGACAGUACAGGCCCAAUCUUAGUUCCUACCGGUCUGAAGCGGUACGCUCUCUCAACAUUGGUCAAUAAUCUCUUGAGCAAUGACAAACCGAUCCCAUUUGAAUUCCUUAUCAACGGGUCUUUUCUCCGAACUUCAAUCGAUGAAUAUCUCACGGCCAACGGAAUCUCGGCGGAAACUACUUUGGAGAUUGAAUAUGUUCGAGCUUUAAUACCACCUUUGCAUAUCGCCUCAUUUGAGCACGAUGACUGGGUAAGCUCAGUUGACGUGCUUUCUGCAUCGUCGCCUGCUGCGGCUGGCUCAAGUGCUGCAUCACAAGGCCAGGCACGGAUCCUCUCAGGAAGCUACGAUGGCCUCCUACGUUUAUGGAAUAUGUCUUCUCAAGUGAUCGCAACCUCACCGUCACCAACUGAGGGCGGGCAUGCUUCGUCUAUCAAGGCCACAAAAUUCAUCUCCCCGACCUCGAUUGUGUCGGCCGGCCUCGAUCGUACAGUGCGCCUAUGGAAGUAUUCCGAAAGUGAAGAUGGAUUUUCGGGGAAGAUUGCUCCACAACUCGAACUUUAUGGGCACAAAUCAGGGAUCAAUUCGUUAGCCGUACACGCACCUUCAAAUCGCAUCCUUUCGGCCUCAGCAGACCACAGUGUAGGGUUUUGGUCGACAAAGAAAUCCGAGGCGCCAGCCGCCCCUGAAGAUCUGCUCCCAUCAGCUGCGUCGAGGACAUCCAAGAAGAGGAAACUAAAUGCUUCUGUGAGCGUCUCACAACGUGGGCCACUCGCGCUCCUAUCCUCCCAUACCGCACCCGUCUCAGAUGCAAUCUUCGACGCCAAUGACUCUACGGUCGGCUACUCUGCGUCAUGGGAUCACUCGCUGCGCACAUGGGAUCUUGUCACCGCGGCACUUGUGGAUACACGAACAACGUCCCAUUCUCUUCUUUCGCUCCAGCACCUGCCUGAUCACAACCUUCUUGCGACUGGAACAUCUGCCCGUCACACCACCCUCAUAGACCCGCGUGCAUCGGCAGCAACCAUCUCCGCUAUGACCCUCCGCGGCCAUACAAAUGCUGUGGUUUCUCUCGCACGGGAUCCCAACAGCUCAUAUGGGCUUAUCAGUGGCAGCCACGAUGGCACAUGCCGAAUCUGGGAUCUGCGUGCUACGAAAACAGACAAAGGUGGGGCUGUGGGUGAAAGUGUGUAUUCCAUUUCGCGGAAGAGUUUGGAGGAAGAGGGCAAAGCAAACACCAAGCGCGUGGGUGGAGAGGGGGUCAAAGUUUUCAGUGUAUGCUGGGAUCGCGAAGUGGGUAUAGUGAGCGCUGGUGAGGACAAGCGGAUUCAAAUCAACCGCGGCGAGGGUGUGCUCUCAUCUAGUUAG
Molecule: messenger RNA, 1464 nt
Organism: Aspergillus puulaauensis
Lineage: Eukaryota; Fungi; Ascomycota; Eurotiomycetes; Eurotiales; Aspergillaceae
Gene: YTM1
Product: WD repeat WDR12/YTM1 family ribosome biogenesis protein
Exons: 2
Coding region: 1-1464 (487 amino acids)
Biological process (GO): ribosome biogenesis
Cellular component (GO): preribosome, large subunit precursor
Molecular function (GO): protein binding
Source: RefSeq, a predicted model, not a curated record